AGCUGUCCCCGGUUCUCCGCUCUGCUCUCGAGGGCACCUGCGGGGGUCCCCGCGCCGCGGUUCCGAGCCCUGCGUGGCCCCCGCCCGCACCUAACCUGCAGCCGGGGCCAGUCACUCUGGAGCCAGCAUGUCGUCCGACUUCGAAGGCUACGAGCAGGACUUCGCCGUUCUCACGGCAGAGAUCACCAACAAGAUUGCGAGGGUCCCCCGACUCCCACCUGAUGAGAAGAAACAGAUGGUUGCAAAUGUGGAGAAGCAGCUCGAAGAAGCGAAGGAACUGCUUGAACAGAUGGACUUGGAAGUUCGAGAGAUACCACCCCAAAGUCGAGGAAUGUACAGCAACAGAAUGAGAAGCUACAAGCAAGAAAUGGGAAAACUCGAAACAGAUUUUAAAAGGUCACGGAUCGCCUACAGUGACGAAGUACGGAAUGAGCUCCUGGGGGAUGAUGGGAAUUCCUCAGAGAACCAGAGGGCACAUCUGCUCGAUAACACAGAGAGGCUGGAAAGGUCAUCUCGGAGACUAGAGGCUGGAUACCAAAUAGCAGUGGAAACCGAGCAAAUCGGUCAGGAGAUGCUGGAAAACCUCAGUCAUGACAGAGAAAAGAUACAGCGAGCACGUGAAAGACUUCGAGAAACAGAUGCUAACUUGGGGAAAAGCUCCAGGAUCCUGACAGGGAUGUUGCGAAGAAUCAUCCAGAACCGCCUCCUGCUCGUGAUCCUGGGAAUCAUCGUGGUCAUCACCAUCCUCAUGGCCAUCACUUUCUCUGUCAGAGGACACUGAUGCAUCUGCUGCCCGGAUAAACAGCCACGGCGGCCUGUUCUGAGUAAUUAAGACAAAAUGGUCACAUGAAUCAUUCUUCCGCGCUGACAGCCCCUGGGUGACCCCGCCGUUCGGCUGGAGGGCCGGGAGUGUGAAAACGUUUUCUGUUCCGUUUGCAUGCCUGGUUUGUCUUCACCCAGAUUUGUGUGUAGAGGGAAGGUGGACAUUUGUUUGCCUUUUGGUCACUUCCUCCCCUCACCAAAACUGCUCCGGUGCCAUGCUUCAGUACCUUGUAGACCGGCCAGGGCUCGUGGUUUGCCAGAGGGCAUGAGGGGUCAGUCACACACCUCUUGUCACCAAAAAGCCCUUCUGUGAUGGCUGAGGAUAAAAAUGCAGACAAAAGCAGAGCCCAGCAAAGGAGCCCUGUCCCCGCCCAGGCGUAAUGAAGACACCAAACUCGCCCGAGUGUUUAUUUUUACAAAGAUGGGUAUUUAAUGUCAGUUGUGCAGGAAAUUGACUUAGCACUUUCCUUAUUUUUCUGUUGCAUAAUUUCUUUCUUUCUUUUUUUUUUUGGAAACCUAAGAAUAUUUUUUGCUGGACCUGCCCAAUACCCACUUUUCACAACUUUGGCCACUGGCUACGAGAAAUAUUUCCUUGCCUUCCCCCGAUCCCAUCUGCUUCAGAAGUUGCUGGCAGAGUGAGCCCUAGCACAGAAUGUAAUUGUGACCUCGUCUUCCCUGACCUGUGUAGGCGUCUCUGUCUGCAUUCAGUUUUAAUAUUUGCACUGCCAAAAGCGGCCCUGCUACAUGCAAAGGUCUGACAAGGUCCCCUCCACACCCAGGCCAGUAUGCAAAGAGGACAUGAAUAUUUCAGCGAGAGCAAGCACACGGCGCUGUCGGUGUGAAAUUUCCAACGUGAUUGUAACCGUGGGAGACUCCUAUAGGGUGAUCCACUGGAAAUAAACUUUAAGGAAAAUGUUCACUCACCUCCUUUAAAAGAAUAAGGGACUGUGACUUGGAUUUUUUUUUUUUUUCUUUUUACUAACAAUAAUGUCAACCAAGCCUUCCUGAAUUCACUGUGAUCAUUUUCAUUUCUUUCUGUCUGAGGGAACCUGGAAUCACACGCAAAAUGAGCCCAUUUGUGAUCAGGCUUAAAAGUUGCCCAGGCUGAGACCAUUUUUCCCCCAGUUGUAAAGCCAAAUGUGUUUUUCUUAAGACUUCAUAGGCACUUCUGGGGUCCGCUGCACCGACGUUUGAAUACCAUUAGAAGCUUGGAGUGCUUGAAAAGCAGACUUGUUCUCUCCAUAAACAAUGCUAACCACCUGUGCGCAGGGACCAAGGGCACCGAAGGUAGCACUGGUUUGGUUUUUCCCCCAACUCAGAAGGGAGAACCAAAGUAGUUUCGUGAGGAAAUGACAGACGCACCAGAGGAACAGGUCUUAGCUCCAGCGGAUCAUCUGGUGCUGUGUGAGUAGAGCUGUCCUUGACUUUGGAGGGGUGGUGUGAAGCCGAACCAAGUAGGACAGCGAGGCAGGCGGAAGCCCUGCUGAUUCUCCCAUCUGUGUGGGGCCCCACCUCAUCCAGAACCUGCUGACAGCAGGAUUCUGUAUGGGCUAACCCCGAGGAGGAAGCCGUUACGAAGUGGGGACGCCCUUUCCCAUUCUGACACACUAGCAGCCCGUGCGGGUGCUCUGCCAUCCCCUCUGCUGGCCUCCGUUGAAGCUGUGCAUCCUGGGGGGGGGUGUGUGUGGAAGUGGUCACCCCCUCCGGCCGUCCCGUCCACGAGCUCACAGACUUCCCAAGGCCAGCUGGCAGGCAAGGUUGAUCCGAGCAUCUCAAUGUGCCGGCUCCUAAGUGUUUCACUAAAACCAGCACUCGUGUUGAAGCAGACGAAAUGAGAACGAAAAAGAGUGCAUUGUUCACGACUCCAUGGCUCCUUCAACGUCUUUAUCAGCUCUAGGCUGUGAUUUUUCCCCAGUUCAACCUUGGGAGUGGUAAGGCUAUGAACAGAGAACUCUUGGCCUAACGGCUCCCUCGAUCCUCACCUAGACCUGGCUGGUGAGCGCCUUGGGAGGAGGCGGGUCAGCAGGGCCCCUGAGUUCCCCCUGCCCGCCACUCUAGGGCGCCCCACAGGAGGCCGGGUACCCGCCCUCCCCCUGCUCCACGAUCUGAGAGAGGUUCUAGGUACCUUGUGGGCUCUGCUUGAUGGGUAUUUCCAAAGUCGGGAACCUUUGUUAAAAACGCUGUUGGACAGGAUGGGGUGGGGGUGGGGGGAUGAAGAGGAAGAUGGAGGAGGAAGAUGGCAAGGAGGCCCUGACCAUAGAAAAUUCAUGCAGACUAAACCAUUGCCCUGGCAGAAUAAAUAAAGCGAUGAUGCUACCCUGCUCCAGAAUCAAAAGCAACGCAAUUAAAGUCUCUUAAGUUGUAAAGAGUUUUAAAUGUUCCGUGUUGAAGGCGAAGGCCUGCGAACGGGCGGGCGUGACGUCAGCCGCCAGGCUGGGGCUGGGAGCCAUUUGCUAUUCUGUUUCAGGCAGGCUGGAUUGUCUUAUUUUGGAACCAGCUUGGUGGGGGGUUUGCUUUGCUACUGCUUCUGAGCCCUGAGCUUCAAAGGCUGAAAUUAAUGGUGAACAAAAUUGUGCGGCUCUGGCCGUCCCAUGCGGGGCAGGCCCAUUGAGGGUUAUCAUUAAGUAAAGAAAUAAAGAGGGGGAAAAAAGCCUGCUUGCUCCAAAAACCUCAUCAGAUAAUGACCUCAGUGAUUGGGUUUUCAUUUCCAAACAGCAUCCAGAGAUUAUCAGCCCCGAGAAGGAGGGAGGGAAGAAAGGGAAGAAAGAGAAAGCCACUGUCUUUCUCUCUCUCUCUUUCUCCUUUUUUUUUUUUCCCCUGCACAUCUUUUCUUUAAAACUGUCAGAUCAUUUCAGUAUUUCAAAUCCGAGGAAAACAGCCUGCCUGCUGCUGUAUUUGAAGUUGUAAUGGUGUCAAAAAGUCACGACUGACUGACAGCCGUCAGUCCCAGAGGGGCUCAUUAAAUCAUAAAAACUUGACAAGGAAAUAAUUGCGCAUCGCCAGCAACUUGGCGCCUGUUUAGACGUUUUUAUUUUCUUUCAUUAUUAGUCUCCAGCAUUACGUUCAUUAACAAAUUGCAUUAAACAACUGUUAAGGGCUAAUGAUUUGUUUAUCGCUUUUUUUAUUAUUAUUAUUUAAACAUUAGCUGUGUCACGUGGUACCCCAGCGGCUUCUUGCCAUCAUCUGACUGAAUAUCUUUCCACUCUGAGCUCUGGGUACUGUUGGAAUAUGAAAUAGAUUAUUCAUUACGCUCCUCUUUGCCAGUGAUUUGGUUUCAUGUAGCGUCUUCCACAGAGAAAGAUGAAAACUUGUCAAAAAUAGGUUAUAUCUUAUUCGAGGGGCAACAAUAGCAGCAGGAACAGGCACACUUUAAUAUUUAAUUAAGGUUGAUGUUAACCCCUUUCAAUGACUUUAGCUGUACGUUAUAUUUAAAUGCAGAAGAGAAAAAUAAUUGUUCUUAAUUUGCAACCUGUUCAGCAGGCAUUCUUCGUGGAGUUCACUGGAAAUUUAGAGCAGGAUUUUUUAAAUAAUGAAAUUUCCCAUCAUCAAUAUUUAUAGCAGUUUGUCUACGUAGUCCGAGAAUGAGCCACAAGCGACGAUUUCCUCAUCUCUGGUUUGAACUGCCAGCCGGUGGGGCACCACGUGCUGGGGAGCAGAGGGCACUUUCCCGGGGGAAGUGAGCACUGGGUGGCCAAGUCCAGAGCCAAGGCCGGUCAGGCGGCCGGUCGGGCGGCUGUGGCCCGCACUGGUUUCAAAGGGACGGCUGUGAGUCUCCAGUCUCUGGGCCACUUGCCUUCCCCUCUCGCUGAGUGUGUGGUUGGAGGAGUGUGGUCUGGGGCGAGAGUAAGCAGGGACGCCUUACAGGAGGACUUGUGUGUGUCCAGACUGCCCCAGGCUGGGGCAGGCGGCGUCCUGGGGGCUGUGCCGUCGCCUGGAGCUCAUUACAAACAGUGCCUUCCUCGCAGGCGACUGGAGUGGCACUUGGUGGGGAUCGGCCUUCCCCCCUGUUUCCUUUCUGUGACUUGCCGUUGGUGACUUGAACUGGUUUUCCGUGGGCUCUGAGCUUGAGGGGCCAGAGAAGACAGACUGCCCCCUUGUCAUCCUCAGCCUCGUGCGUGCCGUCCUCCCUGCCUCCCCGUUGGAUGAGUUUCCCUGACAUUGGAAGGUGCCCCAGAAGCCUGGUUCGUGAGCACCCUCAAGGCCGGGGACCAGAGAAUGCAGAAUACCAAUCUCCCUUCCUCUUUCUGCUCCCCUCUUCCCAUCCCCACAGCACCUGCAUCCCCUGUGUGCCUUGGCCAUGGGUGUGCUGGGAAGAGAUGGUGUCUCCCGCACAGGACAGAUGGGCCUGCAGGAGGUAACAUAUAGGACAAACGGCCUGCAGGCACGAACAAGGGGAGACCCAGUCUCAAGCUUCGUUGCUCAUGGUUGGUGUAGAACAGCAGCUGCCCCAUGGUCCAGAGUGUCUCCUGCCGCCAUUUCAGUUCAGGCCACAUCAGCCAACCUCCCCCUUAGGCUGGCCACCACACCUCAAGAGAUGUCCCUAGAGCCAUUUUUCCUGUGAUGAGUGGCCCCAGUGCAACUCUGAAGGCCCUGGUUGAGGGUGCUGCCUGUGUCUAGAACCCAGUCCUCAAACUUGACCCGACCCCAUGCUGUAACUCACUGUCUUUAGACUUGACCCAAGACACGGUCUUGUUUGUGUGGCUGAAUAAGUGGCACCUGCCAGAGGCGGGCCACACAAAGAGGCUGUCAGACCAGAUGCCAGCCUUUUCUGUCUGCUUGUUUCAUAAUGGGGCAGCUGACUUGUGGACAGCCAGGAAAGGCCUUGAAACCACGGGCACUGCACCUGGGGACUGUGUGUGAUUGGAGCCACAGCAUCCUGAAAUGGGUGACUGAGCUGAGGUCAGUGUGCCUUCCUGCUGUGGGCUGCCGAGAGAGGAGACCUGUCUGCGUGAGAUGCCAAGUCAGUAAGCAGAGACAAGCCGGACAAAUCCAUGUGGCAGAGCCAGGUAUGUAGGAAGGAGCAGCACAAGGGAAGAACCGAUGGAUCCCCCGGGACCCGAGCGUAAGAGGUGGUCAGUGGACGCAUCCUGGGGAACAGGAAAGGAGAAUCAAAGAGGAAAGAUCAGAGUUUGUCUUCUGGGACCCCUGCCCAAGGCACACGCAGUCCUGUCGCCAAGCCUCCCAGGGCUCCCCAGCACACCAUGGAGAAAGCACUUGCUCGACCGGAGUGGCCUCGCGAAUCACACCGCCCCAGCCACGCAGGCACGGGGGAGAGGCCACGCCGCGGAGCUCUGCGCCGUGAUGCCGUGAACCCGCGCAGCCCUCCCCCCUUCAUCCACACAGGGCCCUUUGGCGUGAAUAAUAGCGCUCUGGCUCCGAGGCCCGUAUUGAUCGACUGCACACGCAGCUCCGCGGAGGCCGCCUGGGCUUGUCCUGGGGGCAGGACGGCCCCGUUCAGCACAGCUGCCUCCCCCAGCUCCCUGGGCUGCCCCAGGUGUGCUAAGAAGAGGACAGGAUGGGGCGGUGGGGGUAGGGGAGCGAGGCCAAGGCCCCUCUCCAGCUUGGCGCUGCUUUGUUGCUGCAACUUUUUUAUUUUUCACUUAUUGUGCCAGGAAAAGUAGCUGUGUCACAGAGAAAUAGUUUUUUCAUGCUGAAGCCCCACAGAGUCGAGAAUGAAAUCCUCCUCCGGCACCAGCCCCUCUCCACACGAUUCUGCCAAGGACCCAGGCCGCCUGGGCACCCUCAGCUGACCUUCGCGGGGGCCCUGCGGCACGCCCGGCAUUGGACUGAGCACACCUACUGACUGCAUCUUUCCCUUGAUUUUCCUUUUCCUGCCCCAUCAGGAGGGAGAGCAGCUGAGGGUGCAGCCAGAUUCCAGCCCCUCCCUGCAGGACGGGCGGUUGUUGCUGAAUUCGGUGGACAGGCAGCAGCCGCACGCUGGUACAGCAGCAGGGACGGAGCCUGCUGGCCCCGCUGUGUGACACUGCCCACAGCGUCCCCUUCCCGGGCUCGCAUCACCUCUGGACGCAAGGAGUGGCCGAGGCCUUGGCGUCUCUGAAGGAUGUGCCCCGUUGCCCGCACAGUGGCUCCCUAUGGGCUGGAGAUGCCGAAAUCGCACCUCCUUUCGUUUCUGACCUUGAAUGCAAGGAAAAUGCGGAUUGAAUUUGUUCCCCAGGCAGCCUCAUUCCUACAGGUCCUCCUGGGUGAGUUGUCUGACCCUCUCCUACAAGCAGAUCUGGGGCUUGGGAAGAGAAGUCCACCCCACGAGGAAGCACUUGGUGGUCUUUGGAAAACGGAUGGGCAGGGAAGGGGCCCGGGUUUUCCAGGACCAGGUCCCCAGAGGGAUCGGCUGGCAGGUCCCACAGCAGCAGCAUCCUUGCUGGGGAGGAGGGAGGUCGAGGUGCCAGGCAGGGGUGGAGUCAGCGCAGGGAAGCUGAGUCCAACGCGUUGUUUCUUUCUGUGAGCUGCUGUAGCCUGGGCUGGCCCCGGCCCUGCAGAGGCAGAAGGAGGUCCAGGAACCCCGGGUGCAGUUUGGCCUUUGGGAAAGGACUCAAAAUGGAUUCCCCACGCCCUGCUCAGACCCUCCCCACACUGUGGUCUUUGUGACCCUCAGAGCCUCUCUCCGCUCCGUUCCCAUCUCACUCAUUCACCCCAGCCCUCGCCUCCAGAGCUCUGGGCUGCGUUUCUAAAGAAAACAACUUUAGAGCAAGGAGAACUGGAUGGCUUCGGCGAGCUCAUUAUUGUCCCCAACAUGGCUUCUAAAUAUUCAAACCUCCCCUUGUUUGAAGCAGGAAAUGUGCAAUCAGAUUUAUUCAUCCAGGCAAUAAAUAUUUAUUGAGUAGCUACUAUAUUCCAGGCCCUGAAGACGUGUGGUGAAGAAAAUAGAUAAGAAACGAGAUAGUCUCACUGCCUCGGGCGGUCACUCCCAGGAUCCUGACCUGCUCUCUGGUCUGAGACAGGUUGCUCUUGGGGUGUCUGUCACCUCGAGGUGCCCCUACCUCUCCCACUUUGCACUGCUGCUCCAGAGAUGAAUGCCCACCCCAAAUCACAUGGCCAAUGGACAGUGCUGUGUGCCCUUUCCCCCUUGCAGUCCCACGACUGUGUCUGCACAGGAGUGUGGCUGGAGUGACAGCCCUGGUCCCCCGUCCAGGCCCAGCCCAGGCGAAACGGGAUAGGAAACCGGGACUAUGGAGACCAGGCCUGCCUUGUAGGAUCUUUUGUUUCUUGUUAUCAUUAAAUGAGAAAGGUUGGAUUUGACAAGCAAUCAUAAGCCCAAAAUAUCAUAAAAGGGGCGGGGGGUUGCUGAGUGGCUGAGAGGUGCUCUGUGGGGGCGUCACAGGCCAACGAGGUGCGUGGCGAAGUCACAGGCUGCAAGCAAGCUGGAGUUGGAGCAGGAGCUCUUUCCAGAGGCAUCUCUCCCUCCCACCCCAUUACUGCGUGGGAAGGGGAAAACACAAGUCAAACCCAGGUUUGUGCGCGUGGCUGAUUUGGCCCUCUCGUGACACUGUGCCGUGUCUGGGCACAGGAGGUGCCAGGCAGCCCACAAAUGCAGCCUUGUGUCCCCUUCCUCCAGACAGGCAUCCCCUGGAAAAGAAAACAGCCGGAGACAGCAGGGAUCUGGAGCGAGGCAACGUGGCGUCAGCAUCCCUUGAGCUCCGACAUCCUUCGUGGUGACAGUUUGAGUGCCAAAAAGCCACCAGGUGGAGGAGCUCAGGUUCAUGGGACCUUUGAGCUGUGCACGCUUAGGGGCCAUUCUAGCCAACCUGCUCAUCUUCAGGAGGGGAAACGGAGCUCAGAGAGGGGAUGAGAUUUGCAGAAGGUCAUCUGACAAACGUGAGUGUGCUGGGAGCUGACUCCGGCCUUACUGGGACUUUUUUGCACCAUGAAGAGCAACUUCAGCAGCACCAAGAGCUGGACCAUUGUCGCUGUCACCUCCCCUUCCGGUCCCUUGCUGAUCCCUCCAUCCAACAACUCCAGACCAGGUCUUUUACCACCUUCCCUGGCCACAGGGCAGGCCCACUCCACACCCCCAUUCACACGCUGGCACUGAGGUUUCCCAGUUGGAUUUUAUUUAUUUACUUUUUAAGUCAACUCAGAACAGCUCCGUAGCAUCCCUCCUGGCUGUGACUGUCUUCUGCCUGAAUGCCAGACUUGCCCCCAACCCAGACAGCCAUGGAAGGGUGGGGACUGGGCACAUGCACUCACUCCGCGGCCUAUCGGAGUUUGGGGUGAGGCACGUGGUGGGCGUUCCCACCUGAGCUGGCAGUGUCAUGAGACAUUCAAUGCAGUGGACUCAGUAGGGGUGGGCUUGAAGCCCACCUUGAUCCUGCCUGGCACAAAGGUUGCAGGAUCUCUAGGGAAUGCCCAGCUCCUGUGAGUUAGCUGCCUGGCUUGGCCUUCUGCCCUAGGCCUGGGGCACACAGGUUGGUCUAGCAGCUGGCAGGAAGGGCAGCUAGGCUCAAGAGCUCAUGCAUGCCCUGAGUCUCCCCUGGAAGAAGUCUCAUGAAGAAGGGAGCACCUGGGAAGAUCCCCUUUUCCUUCUCUCAGCCUUUCCAAGUCUUGCUUCUCUCUCCCCUGGCCAGCUCAGGGCCCCAUCCUAUGGAAAACCAUGAAGUACGGCAUGCAACACAGGUAAUUGCACGUGUGUGUCACAUAUUCUGACCUUUGCACUUAAAAUGGGCAUUGUACAAAGUUAGAGAUGAGCAAUAACAGUUAUACUAAUAAUUUAAAAUUUUUUACUUAGAACACCAAAUUAACUAGCAAAUUAGAGACACCACAGCUUGGGGCCGGUGCUGUGGUGUAGCGACACUGCCACCUAAAGCACCGGCAUCCCCUAUGGGUGCCGAUUCAAGACCCGGCUGCCCAACUUCCGAUCCAGCUCUCUGCUGUGGCCUGGGAAAGCAGUAGAAGAUGACCCAAGUCCUUGGGCUCCUGCCCCCAGGUGGGAGACCCAGAGGAAGCUCCUGGCUCCCUGGCUUCGGAUCGGUGCAGCUCUGGCCGCUGCGGCCAAUUGGGGAGUGAACCAGCAAAUGGAAGACCUCCUCUUUCUCUCUCUCUCUCUCUCUCUGUGUAACUCUGACUUUCAAAUAAAUAAAUAAAAUCUUUAAAAAGACACCACGACCAAUCGAGAGAGAGACUGGGGAAGAAAAAGAAUGCAAGUUUCUUGGUUUAUGAACAAGCGCCUCAAAUUUCCAUUUUUCAGUGGGUCCCACCAAUUAUGUGGCCAGGGCUACCUCUUUCAGGUAACAUUUCUGGAAUCAAUGAAUGAACCAGUCCUGUUAGAUCAAGUUGCCUCUCCUUGAACCCGAACGUGAAAGCAUCCACAGCAUCCUUUAGGACAGGAAGGAGUAGAUGAUCCCAAUGGUGGGUAAUUGAACUCACUGCACUUCAAGUGCUGUCUUCCGGCUCGCUCCAGCUCAACUUCCUAGAGAGAACUCAUUAGAGGGUGGGAUUAGAACCCAUGUAGAACACGGUCACGUUCAACUGAGACCCCUAAUUAAUUGCUCUUCCCUUCGUAACAGCGACAGCCUCCUUCCCUGGGGGAUGGCAAUUUCAUGGUUCCUGAGGAUGGUGCGAUUACAUUAGCUGGAUCACUUGGGCAGUGGGUGUCAGGAGCAGUGCUUGGAGCCUGUCUCAGAGAUGGGGAGACAUCGCUCUGAAAGCUAAAGGGGCGGAGGUGGAGGAAACCAUGAGAAUGCCUGUUGCUAGUUCUCAUUAAUGUGUUGCUGUUCCUAACAUCUCAUUCAGGCAUUCCUUUCAAGUCCCGUUUUCUCUGAGCUCCACGCUGCCUCCUUCCUCAUACCCCUCACUUUUUUUUUUUUUCUAAUAUCCACAGGGUUAUUGUUUGUGAAAAUCUGUUUAUUUGCUGUAUUCCACAGAGUAAUUUAUUUUCAUUAGGUUUCUUGGAAACA
Molecule: messenger RNA, 10733 nt
Organism: Lepus europaeus (European hare)
Lineage: Eukaryota; Metazoa; Chordata; Mammalia; Lagomorpha; Leporidae
Gene: VTI1A
Product: vesicle transport through interaction with t-SNAREs 1A
Exons: 8
Coding region: 128-781 (217 amino acids)
Biological process (GO): macroautophagy; vesicle fusion with Golgi apparatus; intra-Golgi vesicle-mediated transport
Cellular component (GO): ER to Golgi transport vesicle membrane; Golgi apparatus; SNARE complex
Molecular function (GO): SNAP receptor activity; SNARE binding
Source: RefSeq, a predicted model, not a curated record